This is a messenger RNA of Suillus paluster, 853 nucleotides long. RefSeq names its product adenylyl cyclase. The transcript is spliced from 6 exons. Gene Ontology annotation, biological process: cyclic nucleotide biosynthetic process; intracellular signal transduction. Lineage: Eukaryota; Fungi; Basidiomycota; Agaricomycetes; Boletales; Suillaceae. The record is from RefSeq and is a predicted model, not a curated record. The coding region runs from base 68 to 853 and encodes 261 amino acids.
UCCUCGACUCCCUCCGUUUUCACCUCCCUCGCACAGCACCAUAUUGCACAACACCAUUCAUACCAAUAUGCAUUCUACUACAAACUCGUGGUCAAACUACAUGAUGAACCGCUGGGAUUCUCAGCGGCGUGAGGAGGCGUCGUCUACAAUAUACGGUCAAGUAAAGGCUCGUCUGGCAAAAACCAUCGCUCUCUUGCACAGAGAAACCGCACCCCCCACAGGGCAUCUCUGCUUGGUUUUUACAGACAUUCGAAAUUCCACGGAAUUAUGGGAGAAAAACACGGGCAUGCGGAUCGCUAUACAUGUGCACAACGAUCUGCUACUUCGCCAUCUCAUACAUUGCGGUGGUUAUCUCGUCAAGACGGAAGGCGACGCAUUUAUGUGCACCUUUCCAACCACUCUCGCCGCGGUCUGGUGGUGCCUGUCAGCUCAAAUAUGCGAUGAAGGCAAAGAGGUAUACGACGCGCACGGAACGCUCCUUGCACGUGGCCUUUCGGUCCGCAUGGGCAUCCACUCAGGAUCCCCAUUGUGUGAAACGGAUCCUAUCACUGCGGCCCGUAUCUGUGGUCAUGCGGCAGGCGGCCAGAUUAUGUGCAGCGCCAACAUGGUUCGCGAAAUCCAGCCGUGCCUGUUCGAGGCUGAUUUGCACUCGGAGUUUCAGCCCGCGCAGGCCACCGAAGCAGUCCAGCAGAUGGUCCUCGUUCCCGCUGGCAAACUUAAAUUGAAGGGUUUGGAGAUUCCGGAGUUGGCUUCUCUUGCCUAUCCAGCAAUCCUCCAAGGGCGCCAAGAGUUGGUCCCAAAUCUGCCAACGAACGACGAUACCUCAUCCGAUGACGUAUUUGUGGAGCUAUGA